AUGUCUGCCAUUCCUGCUGCCCUACUGUCUGUGCUGGUCUUGGGCAACGCCAUCGGAGGAACGGCGGCCUACAGCGUUCUAGUUUCGAGGUCAUCGGAGAAUUGCCUGACGAACGAGUUCAAGUGCGCCAGCGACGGGAACUGCAUUCGAGUGGCUCGUCUGUGCGACGGAACUGAUGACUGUGACGAUGGUUCCGACGAAAGAGGCUGCCCGCAGGCCACUCGCACGUGCUCAGUGACGGAAUUUCGGUGCCGAAGUGGCCAGUGCAUUGCCGGGUGGCGUCGUUGCGACGGUGAGCCCGACUGCAACGACUUCUCGGACGAGGAGAGGAUGACCUGCGGUGAGGGCGGUACCUGUCACCCGGACCAGUUCGCGUGCAAGAACCGCACAGGUACUUGCAUUCCCGCCGAAUGGCGAUGCGACCGGGUUCGCGACUGCACCGACGGCUCGGACGAAGAGGGCUGCCCGAACGCGACCUGUUCGGAGGACAAGGAGUUCGCCUGUAGGAACGGUCGGUGCAUCCUGAAGGGCUGGAGGUGCGACGGUGACGAUGAUUGCGGCGACGGAUCGGACGAAGAGAACUGUCGGCGAGAGACGUGCUCGGCGUCCAAGUUCGGGUGCGGCAGCGGCGGGUGCGUUCCGAGUCGUCUACGCUGCGACGGACGUCGCGACUGCCGGGACGGGUCAGACGAAGACCCCAGUUCCUGCCGUGCCGGGUUGUGCCGCGACGACGAGUUUGCCUGUGGGCCUCUGUCGGCUAACGCUUGCGUUCCCUUGAAGUCCCGGUGCGACGGUAACGAAGACUGCCCCGACGGAUCGGAUGAAAAGGAGUGCGGUACCACGGACUGCGUCAGGUACGACGUCUUGUGUGGCGACGGCCAGUGCGUCAGGAUUUGGUCGCGCUGCGACGUUCAGAAUGUUUCGUGA
Messenger RNA from Rhipicephalus sanguineus (brown dog tick), 927 nucleotides. RefSeq names its product very low-density lipoprotein receptor. The record is from RefSeq and is a predicted model, not a curated record. Lineage: Eukaryota; Metazoa; Arthropoda; Arachnida; Ixodida; Ixodidae. The coding region runs from base 1 to 927 and encodes 308 amino acids. Gene Ontology annotation, molecular function: protein binding. The transcript has a single exon.